Molecule: messenger RNA, 543 nt
Organism: Rotaria sp. Silwood1
Lineage: Eukaryota; Metazoa; Rotifera; Eurotatoria; Philodinida; Philodinidae
Source: the annotation of a GenBank genome assembly
AUGAACAUAACACAAGCAGGUGAUCCAAUUGUUGGUAUUUGUAAUAAAAGAGCUGGUGGAUCUAUCGGUGGAUCUGGCCUGAAUUAUCCUACCACUGAAAAUCCAUCAGAUGCCAUUGAUGGUUCAUUAACAACAAAAUACCUCAAUUUUGGAGAUUCAUCAUCCGGUUGUUCUGGUGCAAGUCCUCCCGGAAUAGAUACUGGAUUUUAUGUUACACCGACUAUAAGUAAUGCCUCUGUUGCUGUUGGUAUUCUUUUUGCGACCGGCAAUGAUGAUGCUAAUCGUGAUCCAAUAACAGUAACUCUAGAAGGAACAAAUGUAACAAGUACUACGAAUCUUAAUUCUGGAACAAGUUGGACAUUGAUUUACAACGGUUCAACAGGUAUUAGUGCAUCAACUGAUCCUGGUCGUUCAACAUAUGUUUCUGAACAACAUUUCUCAAAUACGAUUGCCUUUAGAAGUUACCGACUUCUUGUUACUUCAAAACGUGGUAGUGCAAAUUCAGUUCAAUAUGCCGAAGCUCAUAUAAUUGGAUAUAUUUAA